AUGGAUAACAAAACUAAAAAACACCCGCACCAAAAACCACUCCAACUUCAAAAAAUCUUAAUUGAGUCAGUUUCUAAUCCAGGAGAAGUAAUUGUUGAUCCGGCCGCAGGUGGUUAUUCAGUGCUAGAUGCUUGCUUAUUAUCCAACAGGAAUUUUUUAGGCUGCGAUAUUGAAGGGGAAGAUGGAAGUUAUGCCAGAGUAUUUGACAACGGGCAACUGGGAGCGUUAAUAAGUAGGGUUCAGUCGGCUUCUAUCUCUUCCGGUAUUGAAUUGGAGGGACUUAUCAUAGAAAAAAGUGAUUUAUUUUUGGUUCAAACAGUAGAAGAAAUGGAAAGUUUACUCACUAAUGGCGAGAAAUUUGACAAGAAAACUUAUCUAAUUCCUAAAAAAGUAGUCAAAAAUUCUCCUAAAUUUAGGUUUAAGUACGAGCCGGAUUAUUUAAUUCUCAAAAAAGAAACUAAAACUCUUUACAUAACAGAGUUAAAAGAUGGAGAUAAUUUUGACACCAAAAAGUCAUCAGGGGAAGCAGAAUCCUUGCGACAAUUUAAAAAUCAUAUUUCCGAAAAUGUUCCUUACAAGACGCUAAUCUUAGUUUGUUGUUUUAACCAAACUGAUAAGAAAAAAAUUAUUAAAGGAUUUAAGAACAAAAUCAAGCCUGAAGAGGCUUUUACAGGUCAAGAGUUUUGCGAAUUAAUUGAAUUAUUAAAAAUUGAGGAAUGCCGAAAAAUUAUUUUAGAAAUUUUACAAACAAAAGGAGAGAGACUCUAA
This is a messenger RNA of Racocetra fulgida, 768 nucleotides long. The record is from the annotation of a GenBank genome assembly. NCBI's taxonomy places the organism in Eukaryota, Fungi, Glomeromycota, Glomeromycetes, Diversisporales, Gigasporaceae.